AUGUCGGCCAUCUUCAAACGCUUCCCCUCCUACCGCAACGGCAAGGUCACCCUCCACGACAUCGAGGAGAACCUCAAGACCUUAUGUCCUGAGGUCCAGCAUCUCGAGAACCUCAAGGCGUCGGUGGGGCUUGCGAGAAGGGAGUCGGACUUCGACCAAAUAGAUAUCGAGACUUUCAAGAGGGUGUUUGGUUUCCAUUUCAGCUCAGACGACGAGGACACCAAGAAGAGGUACCAGUCCAGGCUUGAUGAUAUGCUGGACAGGUUUUAG
This is a messenger RNA of Guillardia theta CCMP2712, 270 nucleotides long. RefSeq lists its product as hypothetical. The record is from RefSeq and is a predicted model, not a curated record. Lineage: Eukaryota; Cryptophyceae; Pyrenomonadales; Geminigeraceae. The transcript is spliced from 2 exons. Bases 1 to 270 code for a protein of 89 amino acids.